CAAAUACGAAGCGACAUAUCGCAGUAUCGAUACGUGCUGGUGCAUCUGGACGAGACUACUCUACCGUUCGUCGCAGACAUAAUUACAUCGCCACCCGUUGACGGUAAGUUCUUGGCGCUGAAGACGCGAUUACUCAAUACAUUUGAAGAGAGUGGGGAAAGUAAACUGCGACGUUUGCUUCACAAUACCGAGUUCACUGAUGGGAAGCCAUCUCACUACCUCCUCCGGCUCAAAAGUUUGGCCGCUGGUAUGGUGACCGAAAACAUCCUGCGUACGAUCUUUCUUGAACAAAUGCCGCAGAACGUUCGCAGUAUUUUGGCCGUUAACGACACUAGCGGCCUGGAUCACCUCGCCGUGCAGGCAGACAAAAUUUUUGAGGUACAAAAGAGCAUAAUGUUUGUGUCCGCAAAAACCGUCAACGAUGCCGUAACAGGCACCGAAUCUCCAAAAACGCCUUCAUUCGGUAUGGACGAAUUAUCUGCUCAGCUACAAGCGCUUACCACGGCAGUUAAUAAAACCAAUAACGAUAGGGCAAAGGAGGUUACGAAAGACGUCUGCUAUUAUCACACACGGUUCGGCGCACAAGCAAAGAAGUGCCGACAGCCUUGCAGUUUCCGCAAAAACACGAAUUUAAACUAACACGGCCGUCAGUCAUCCUCGUAGGCACUGCUGACGGUCCGUUCAAUUCGCGCCUACAAAUCACCGAUUCAAAAAAUCGCCUCAAAUUCCUCGUCGACACUGGCGCCGACAUAUCAGUGUUACCCAGGGGAGUCCUCAAUAACAUUCGAACAGAUUUCAAAAAAACUGAAUUUACUCUCUUUGCAGCUAAUGGCUCAAAGAUACGUACUUACGGUUCACAGCAACUAUCGCUCGAUAUCGGCCUCGGC
Molecule: messenger RNA, 887 nt
Organism: Rhagoletis pomonella (apple maggot)
Lineage: Eukaryota; Metazoa; Arthropoda; Insecta; Diptera; Tephritidae
Source: RefSeq, a predicted model, not a curated record